This is a messenger RNA of Malus domestica (apple), 1505 nucleotides long. It is a transcript of the gene ZIP1, whose product is annotated as ABSCISIC ACID-INSENSITIVE 5-like protein 2. Gene Ontology annotation, biological process: positive regulation of DNA-templated transcription. Gene Ontology annotation, cellular component: nucleus. Lineage: Eukaryota; Viridiplantae; Streptophyta; Magnoliopsida; Rosales; Rosaceae. The record is from RefSeq and is a predicted model, not a curated record. Gene Ontology annotation, molecular function: DNA-binding transcription factor activity.
UUUGCAGAAAGCCAGAAACCUCUCUCUCUCUCUCUAUCUCUCUCUCUCUCUCUCCUCUGUCUCUUACAACUGCGCUCUUUUAGUUUUGUUUUUCUGCAAAUUGGAUACAUUCAACAAUAGAUACAGUUGGUAUGUGUGAGUACUGCUGCUGAUGAUUCCAACCUCAACACUCAAGCAAGCAACAAUCUCUUCAACCCAAAACUCUUCCUGUGAUUCAGAUCGGACUCCUCUCUCUCUCUUUCUAAAUUUUCUUGACAUAGGUUUCUGAUAUUCAGGUUGAUUGCCUCAAGUAGGUUUAAGGCUGAAGCUGCUGAGCUAUGGUAUCGCUUAGUAUAUUUAAAAGUUUAGACUUUCAUUGUAAUCGACAAUUUCUUAUUAAGAAUUGGUGAAUGGGGAUACCGACAAUGGGAUCUCAAGGUGGGGCUGAUGGUAAUUGCAAACAGUCACAGUUCCAACCUUUGGCACGGCAAAACUCAAUUUACAGUCUUACCUUGGACGAGGUACAGAAUCAGUUAGGUGACUUGGGGAAGCCACUCAGCAGCAUGAACCUUGACGAGCUUCUAAAAAAUGUAUGGAGUGCUGAAGCUAAUCAGAUCAUGGGUAUAGAUAUUGAAGGCAAUACACUGGUCAAUCAAGCUCAACUGCAGCGUCAGGCAAGCCUGUCAUUAACUAGUGCAUUGAGCAAGAAGACAGUUGAUGAGGUUUGGAAAGAUAUUCAACAAAGCAAAGAUGAAGAAGAAAAGAAAUCUCAAGAACGACAACGGACUUUGGGAGAGAUGACUUUGGAGGAUUUCUUGGUCAAAGCCGGAGUUGUUGCUGAAGCUGAAGCAUCUUCAGACAAAAAAUAUGCUGAUCCUCUAGUUGGGGUUGAUGCAAAUGUGGCAGCACAGUUGCCACAAGGUCAGUGGAUGCAGUACCCACAACCACAAUAUCAGCAUCCACAACAAAGUAUGAUGGGGGUAUACAUGCCAAGCCAACCUUUACAACCACCAAUGCAUGUAGGUGCUGGAGCUAUGAUGGAAUUGCCGUAUCCUGACAACCAAGUUGCGGUGCCUUCACCCUUAAUGGGUACGUUAUCAGAUACGCAGACACCUGGGAGGAAAAGAGGCAACCCUGAGGACAUAGUUGAGAAGACUGUUGAGCGAAGGCAAAAGAGAAUGAUAAAGAACCGGGAAUCUGCUGCACGUUCGCGAGCAAGGAAGCAGGCAUAUACAAAUGAACUGGAGAACAAAGUUUCACGCCUGGAGGAGGAAAAUGAAAGGCUAAGGAAACAGAAGGAGCAAGAGAAGGUGUUGCCGAGUGCUCCGCCUCCGGAGCCAAAGUACCAGCUUCGUAGAACGACAUCAGCUCCAUUCUGAAAUUUGUAUCUAUAUGCAUCUGCUGCUUGUGCUUUCCUUUCUUUUCACUUCUUUGUGACAUUAGUUGCGUUAGGAAUUUUCAUCGAACCAUUUUACUCAAUUGUCCUUAAGACUUGUCCAGAAAAUAUUAGUGUUGUGUUUUCGAAA